AUGUCACAAUUCGAAACGACUCAAAUUCAACAGGACGAUUUCAUUCGAGUAAGUGAACUUGGCUUCAAGGAUAGUCAUGAUAAGCCAUUCUUCAUUCAAGGCAUCAAUUAUUGGUCAUGCAUGAACUUAGCAGCAGAAGCAGAGAUGGGAGGAAACUUGACAAGAUUGCAGGUGGAACUUGACAGGUUGAAAGAGGUUGGUGUGAAUGUGAUCCGAAUCAUGGCUGCCACUGAAGGUGCAUCAGCAAAACAACCUUUUCGUGUUUAUCCAGUCAUGCAACCAUCACCCGGUCAAUGGGACGAAAGAAUGUUUGUCGCUUUGGACAGAUGUAUUGCAGAAGCAGGAAAACGAAAUAUUCGUGUGCUGAUGGUGAUGGGUAAUACAUGGCAAUGGACAGGUGGAAUUGCACAAUAUGUCAGCUGGGCAAAUGAUGAUUUACAGAUCCCUUACCCGAGAUCGUGGGAUAUGAAGGCAGCUCCACAAAGAGAUGAUGGUUAUGCAGGAUGGGGAAAUUGGACAGACGCAGAAGCGCCUUCACAAGGUGGAGACGAUUUCAUGAGCUUCCAAGCAAGGUUUUAUGAAGAUACAAAGGCACAAGAGCUAUAUGAGAAUCACCUCCUGAAAGUGUUGAACAGGACAAACUCCAUCACUGGUAGAGCAUACGUUCACGAUCCAACAAUUUUGGCAUGGGAACCACUCAAUGAGCCACAGACAGCAGAUGCAGCUGGCAAAAAGAUAGCAGGCACGAGUGAAGAUGACCCGAUGAUCGCAUGGCAUCACAAGGUAUCCUCUCUGAUCAAAUCGAAAGCCCCUCAUCAGCUGAGCACCACUGGCUCUGAGGCCAAGCAGAGUGAAGCACUUUUCAAAUCUCUUCAUGCUCAUCAUUCGAUCGAUUUCUGCUGUGCGCAUAUCUGGGCUGAAAUAUGGGGAUAUUACGAUAUGCUCGAUGGUUCGAGCAAUUCUUUGCAAAAAGCCAAGCACUUUGCUUCGAAAUAUCUUGACAAAGUCAGAUCAUGGUCGAAUGAUAUCAGCAAACCGAUCAUCCUGGAAGAAUUCGGAAUGGCUCGUGACAAUUGGAAGAACAAAGACAGCGCAUACACAUACUCGACAAAAGCUUCAACGACGCAUAGGGAUGCUUACUUUUCGCAUUUGUUCGAGAUAGUGUUCAGCAGUUUUCAGCAACGAACAGGAUUUGCAGGCUUGAUGCCGUGGUCCUAUGGAGGAUUGUUCGAUACUGAAACGCAGCAGUACAAUUCGUUUGAUAUGGUUUUGGCUGGUGAUCCUCCUCAAGAACCUCCAGGAUGGUUUAGUGUUCUGUAUAAUGAUUCAACGAUGGGUUUGAUGUCAAAAUGGCAUGAACAGGUAGUGUCACUCUUUGUAUGUUAA
Meira miltonrushii is the source of this 1386-nucleotide messenger RNA. RefSeq names its product glycoside hydrolase. Gene Ontology annotation, molecular function: hydrolase activity, hydrolyzing O-glycosyl compounds. The coding region runs from base 1 to 1386 and encodes 461 amino acids. The transcript has a single exon. The record is from RefSeq and is a predicted model, not a curated record. NCBI's taxonomy places the organism in Eukaryota, Fungi, Basidiomycota, Exobasidiomycetes, Exobasidiales, Brachybasidiaceae.